This is a messenger RNA of Spizellomyces punctatus DAOM BR117, 1140 nucleotides long. RefSeq lists its product as uncharacterized. The transcript is spliced from 6 exons. Lineage: Eukaryota; Fungi; Chytridiomycota; Chytridiomycetes; Spizellomycetales; Spizellomycetaceae. The record is from RefSeq and is a predicted model, not a curated record. Bases 1 to 1140 code for a protein of 379 amino acids.
AUGAGUACUCACGCUCCUGGGGUCAGACGCCCCACAAAACGUAACGGAGGCCGUUCGGCUCCUACCACCCCUCGCGGAGAAUUCGCAGCUCGAAAGCCUCGAACAAGUUCGCAGAAGAAAGAGUGGGAUUCGACGACACAGGACUUGUCCGCGUUGAAACUGUCACCACUGCAACUGAGAUUACGGAAAGCAAAUGCUGAGAGGUACACUCAUGAGCUUCGGGCGUUUGCCAAAGCAGCUCAAGCAAAAUCUGCAGAAGCCACCGAGUCGGAGGAGGAAACAGAAAAUCCCAUUACCACAACUCUCCAGAACAAUGAAAAUAAGCCAUAUCCCUUCCCAUCUACAGCUCCUCCUGCAAUAAGCAUCUCCAGUAUACGGCCGCCAUCACCCACACGGCGCCGAGGGUGGGGCCACCAUGGAGAGGUCGACUUUGAAGGAGAGUUGAAGGUGUGGGAGAAAACGAAUCGAGUUUUAAGAAAGCCGAAUCGAACGAUAGAUGUCCAGGACACUGCUAAUGUACCUGAAAAAAUACGAGCACCCUUACGCGAAGUCAAUGAAAGCGUUCCCCGAGGCCCUGACUUGGAUAUGGCUAAAGGGUCGCAUUCUCGAAAGUCAAUAAGAGCAACUCAACCAUCCUUUACGAUUCCUGUUGAUGAAUUGCGAGAGACCGCGGAAGGCAUCGUACACUGGACGAAUAGCAUUUCUUCUCAGUUGGAUGAACCUACAAUUCCAAUUUCGGUGGACACACUUGCCGACCUGGAAAACCAGGAUGCAGAAGCGGGUACUCGCACUUGUCUCAAACUUAUACGUGAUCUAAGCAGCCGAAGUACCAAACUAAUGUCCAAAUUAGCCAAAACUCACGAGGUGCAGAAUCAUCAAUAUGAUGCCCUGGAAAAGCGGAUGGAUGAAAUGGAAGUAUGGGUGGUCUCUUUGCAAACGGAAAAUGCACAGGCAAAGUCUCAGAUCGAUGCACUACAACAGCAAUUGAAGGACGCCAAAGAGUCCCAUGGUCGAGAAAUGAGUAUACUUAAUGAACGGCUGCAGACUUUACUGAUCUCCGAGGAAACAAGGGCAAUCGAUUACGCUGUUAAGCAAGCUCUAGCUGGGAGUGCAGCGCUGUUGGCACAGAAGGGGGAAUGA